Molecule: messenger RNA, 1299 nt
Organism: Mercurialis annua (annual mercury)
Lineage: Eukaryota; Viridiplantae; Streptophyta; Magnoliopsida; Malpighiales; Euphorbiaceae
Product: naringenin,2-oxoglutarate 3-dioxygenase
Exons: 3
Coding region: 94-1188 (364 amino acids)
Source: RefSeq, a predicted model, not a curated record
UAUAUAAUACAUAUGUGUGUGUGACCAUAUAAAUAAAUAGCGUAACAGUAAAAGCAUAGUAAAUAAAGAAAAGGACACAACCAAGAAACUUCUAUGGCUCCGGCUACUCUCACUUCUCUUGUUGAAGAAAAAACACUUCAACAAAGCUUCAUUCGCGACGAAGAUGAGCGUCCCAAAACCGCCUACAAUCAAUUCAGCGACGAAAUUCCGGUCAUUUCUUUGGCCGGAAUUGAUGAUGUUGAGGGAGAAAAGAGAGGUGAAAUAUGCAAAAAGAUUGUAGAAGCAUGUGAAGAUUGGGGUAUUUUUCAAGUUGUUGAUCAUGGCGUUGAUGCUAACCUUAUUUCCAAUAUGAGUCGUCUUGCUAAAGAGUUUUUCGCUUUGUCGCCGGAGGAGAAACUCCGGUUCGACAUGUCCGGUGGAAAGAAAGGCGGUUUUAUUGUUUCUAGCCAUUUACAGGGCGAGGCAGUAAAAGAUUGGCGCGAAAUUGUGACAUACUUCUCGUAUCCACUCAGCAGCCGGGACUAUUCGCGGUGGCCGGACAAGCCGGAGGGAUGGAGGGCGGUGACGGAGGAGUAUAGUGAGAAGCUGAUGGGACUUGGUUGCAAGCUUCUUGAGGUGCUAUCAGAGGCAAUGGGGUUAGAAAAAGAUGCAUUGACAAAGGCAUGUGUGGAAAUGGACCAGAAAGUUGUGGUCAAUUUCUACCCAAAAUGUCCACAACCUGACCUUACUCUUGGGCUGAAGAGGCAUACUGAUCCUGGUACUAUCACCCUUUUGCUUCAAGACCAUGUUGGUGGACUUCAGGCUACUAGGGAUAAUGGCAAAACUUGGAUUACUGUUCAGCCUGUUGAAGGUGCCUUUGUUGUCAAUCUUGGAGACCAUGGCCAUUACCUAAGUAAUGGGAGGUUCAAGAAUGCAGAUCAUCAAGCAGUGGUGAACUCAAAUUCAAGCAGGCUAUCCAUAGCAACAUUUCAGAACCCAGCACCACAGGCUAUAGUUUAUCCUCUCAAGAUUGAGCAAGGAGCCAAGCCAAUUCUUGAUGAUCCAAUUACAUUUUCAGAGAUGUAUAGGAGAAAAAUGAGCAAGGAUCUGGAGCUAGCCAGGCUUAAAAAAUUGGCUAAGGAGCAGCACUUGAAAGACUUGGAGAAUGCCAAGUUGGAGACUAAGCCUGUUGAACAAAUCUUUGCUUAAAUAAUGCAUAUUAUGCUUAUGAUUGUAUUGGGAAUAAACUAUUUGGCUUAUGCAUUUGUGAUUGUAAUGUGGUACCAAUAUAUCGAAUGCAAUAAAGUACAUUAUCUCUAA